Molecule: messenger RNA, 5250 nt
Organism: Danio rerio (zebrafish)
Lineage: Eukaryota; Metazoa; Chordata; Actinopteri; Cypriniformes; Danionidae
Source: RefSeq, a predicted model, not a curated record
GGGUUUUGUGUUUAUAUGGACGUGCGCGCGCUGCGUGUAGUAACUUCAGAACCUGGACAGCGACCUCCGCGAGACAGGCGUCACAUUUACCGAAGCGCACGGCGCCACGCGCUUCGACAUGGCUUGAAAACCCGCCUUAAAGUGCACCACUGUAGUCUUUUGUCGUUGAAAAGCCGGAGUAAAACCGCUGAAUAUAUCCACGCUGUGUGUCAGAGCCAAGAAGCGUCGGUUAGUGUGGGUCUCGCUCAUCUAGAGGCUUCGCUCAGUGUGUGUGGAGCUGCUCCUCCGGACAGCGCGCGAGCGAAAAGGAAAAGUAACUGCGUCUCCGCUCAUCUCACUGCACUCGAAGAUGCAGCCACCCGCCGGGAUCGGACUCAAGCUCUUGCUGUGGAUUUUAAGCCACAUCAGCAUCUCUCAGGCAGCUUCUCCAUCAUCCCAAAAAUGUGAUGAAGCUCUGGUCACACAACUACUCCACAAUGCCUUCACAAGCUCUUCUGUGUUCGCUAGUAGCUAUGUUCCAGGAUACGCCAAACUUAACAAAAGAGGAGGUGCUGGGGGCUGGUCUCCGCUGGACAGUGAUCAUUACCAGUGGCUGCAGGUCGACCUGGGAAGCAGAAAACAGGUCACAGCCGUCGCCACACAGGGUCGAUAUAGCAGUUCUGAUUGGACAACACGAUACCGGCUGCUCUAUAGUGACACAGGAAGAAACUGGAAACCAUACCAUCAAGAUGGCAACAUCUGGGCAUUUGCAGGGAACUCCAAUACAGAGAGUGUGGUUCGGCAUGACCUGCAAAACCCGGUUGUGGCCCGUUAUUUGCGCAUCAUUCCUUUAGACUGGAGUGAAGAGGGACGAAUUGGCCUCAGGUUCGAGAUCUACGGCUGCCCGUACUGGGCAGAUGUGAUUAAUUUUGAUGGGCAGGGGGUGAUCUCUUACCGCUUCAAAAUGAAGAAGAUGAAGAUUCUGAAGGACGUGAUAGCCCUGAAGUUUAAAACAUCUGAGAGUGAAGGGGUGAUUCUGCACGGAGAGGGUCAACAGGGAGACUACAUCACCUUGGAGUUGAGAAGAGGCCGACUUCUGCUGCAGAUAAACCUCGGAAGCAAUCAGCACGGCUCCAUCCUGGGCCAUACAUCAGUGACCAGCGGCAGUCUGCUGGACGAUCAUCAUUGGCAUUCUGUAGUAAUUGAGCGCUACAGGAGAAAUGUCAAUUUCACCCUUGAUCAGCACACUCAGCACUUCCGCACCAACGGGGAGUUUGACCACCUUGACCUGGACUAUGAGCUGACUUUUGGAGGAAUGCCGUAUUCCGGAAAGCCAGUCAUAGGAGGAAGAAGAAAUUUCAAAGGCUGCAUGGAAAGCAUUAACUACAAUGGAGAAAACAUCACUGACUUGGCCAGAAGAAAGAAACUGGACACGUCUAGCUUUCGCAACUUGACUUUCUCCUGCGUGGACACACACACGUUCCCCGUCUUCUUCAAUGGCACCAGCUUUCUUCAGCUGCCAGGGAGGAGGGACCACAAUAUGGUUUCUGUUGGAUUCCAGUUUCGUUCCUGGAACCCCAGCGGCCUGCUCCUGUUUAGCUCCUUGGCAGAUGGAAUGCUGGAAUUGGCUCUAAACGAUGGAAAAGUCACAGCACACAUUAACGUCACCCAGCAGAAAAACAUGCGUGUGGACAUUGCGUCAGGUUCUGGUCUGAAUGAUGGUGAAUGGCAUGAUGUCCGCUUCCUGGCCAAAGAGAACUUUGCCAUGCUGACCAUUGAUGGGGAUGAAGCAUCAGCUGUGAGAACCAACUCUCCGGUCCUGAUCACCACUGGGAGCACGUACCACUUUGGAGGUUAUUUUUUAAGAACCAGAGCAUCCCCCAUCCAGCGCUCGUUCCAGGGCUGCAUGCAACUUAUUCAGGUGGAUGAUCAGCUGGCAGACCUGACCGCAGUAGAGCAGGGAAGAAUCGGAGCCUUCGAAAACGUCAGCCUGGACAUGUGUGCCAUCAUUGACAGAUGUAUGCCAAACCACUGUGAACACGGAGGUCGAUGCAGUCAGACAUGGGACAGUUUCACAUGCACCUGUGAUGGCACAGGGUACACCGGAGCCACCUGUCACACAUCUGUCUAUGAGCAAUCAUGUGAGGCCUACAAGCAUUUAGGAAGAUCAUCUGAUGCCUACUGGAUUGACCCAGAUGGAAGUGGACCAUUAGGCCCUUUUAAAGUCAUCUGCAACAUGACAGAGGACAAGGUUUGGACGACAGUGGUGAAUAACCUACCGGCACAGACAGCAGUAACUGGCUCCAGCCGGGAGAGACGGACAGUUUUACAGCUGAACUACAGUGCGUCUAUGGAGCAGGUCACAGCAAUAACCAACAGCGCUGAGCACUGCGAGCAGCACGUCUCCUACGCCUGCCGAAUGUCACGUCUACUCAACACUCCAGAUGGGACGCCCUACACAUGGUGGGUGGGCCGCGGUAACGAGAAGCACUUCUACUGGGGCGGAUCUGCUCCUGGCAUUCAGAAGUGUGCUUGUGGCAUCGAGCGCAACUGCAGCGACUCCAAAUACUACUGCAACUGUGACGCGGACCAGAAGCAGUGGAGGGAUGAUUCCGGACUUCUGGUGUAUAAAGACCAUUUACCGGUCAGUCAAGUGGCUGUCGGGGACACAAAUCGACCCGGUUCGGAAGCCAAGUUGACCGUGGGACCUCUUCGUUGCCAUGGAGACCGAAGCUACUGGAACGCAGCGUCCUUCAACACGCCAUCUUCGUACCUGCACUUUUCCACUUUUCAAGGUGAAACAAGUGCUGAUAUCUCCUUUUACUUCAAGACCUCCGCUCCCUAUGGCGUCUUCCUGGAAAACCUUGGAAACACCGAUUUCAUCCGUCUGGAACUGAAAUCACCUAUGGUGGUGUCGUUUUCUUUCGAUGUCGGAAACGGACCAGUGGAGCUGAACGUCCACUCUCCUACCCCAUUGAAUGAUGACCAGUGGCACCGGGUCAGUGCUGAGAGAAACACUAAAGAGGCUAUUCUUCAACUAGACCAGAAAUACAAGGAGAUCAGACCUGCACCUACACAGGGCCACACGCGCCUGGAGCUCUACAGCCAGCUGUAUGUGGGGAAGCCAGCAUUAUGGGCCUGUCAGGACAGUGCAGCAGGAGGUCAGAGAGGAUUUUUGGGAUGCAUUCGCUCUCUGAAGAUGAACGGCGUGACCCUUGACUUAGAAGAGAGGGCGAAAGUCACUCCUGGUGUAAAGCCUGGCUGUUCGGGUCACUGCACCAGUUUUGGGAUGUAUUGUCGUAAUGGUGGCAAAUGUGUGGAGAAAUACAACGGCUAUUCCUGCGACUGCACCACCACCGCUUAUGAUGGGCCUUUCUGUUCAAAAGAUGUUGGUGGUUUCUUUGAAGCAGGAACACUGGUUAAGUAUAAUCUGGUGCCUGAAGUGCUGGCUGCAGCUUCCAGCCUGGAUGAAAAGAGCAUAAUCCACAACCUUCCAGUCGAAACAAACCUGACACAUGAAGACCUGACCUUCAGCUUCAGCACCUCCACCUCUCCCAGUCUUCUGGUGUACGUCAGCUCAAAGACCCAGGAUUACAUGGCUGUGGUGCUCCGUCACAAUGGGACCCUGCAGCUGCGGUACAGCUUGGGCGGCCUCAGAGAGCCCUUCACCAUUGAUAUUGACCAGAGGAACUUGGCCAACGGGCAGCCACACACCGUCAACAUCUCUCGCGUGGAGAGAGACAUAGAAGUACAGUUGGAUCAUUAUCCCGCCGUCACCUACAGCCUGCCCGAAGCCUCAGACACUCAGUUUACCCUGGUCAAGUCACUCUUCCUGGGUAAAGUCUUUGAAACCGGUUACAUUGAUCCAGUGCUUAUAGAAAAAUACAACACCCCGGGGUUUGUGGGUUGCCUGUCCAGAGUCCAGUUCAACAGCAUCGCUCCUCUGAAAGCGGCACUCAGGUCCCGCGGUUCAGUGUCCGUCUCGCACCAGGGGAAACUGGUGGAAUCAAACUGCGGAGCUUCACCCCUCACCAUCCCACCCAUGUCUGCAGCAACCGAUCCAUGGCACCUGGAUGCAGGUGCUGAUUUCCCCUUCAAUGAGGAAAGAGUCAUACCAGAUGGAGUUAACAGAAAUUCAGCUAUAAUAGGAGGCAUCAUUGCGGUGGUGAUCUUCACUAUUCUGUGCACUCUGGUGUUUCUGAUCCGGUACAUGUUUCGCCAUAAAGGCACAUACCACACCAAUGAAGCCAAGGGGGGAGAGUCGUCCGAAUCAGCCGACGCCGCCAUUAUUGGCACCGAGGCCAAUUUCACAGAGACCAUCGACGAAAGCAAGAAGGAAUGGUUCAUCUAGGGGUGCACAGACUCUUUCAGAAUCAGUUUUUUUUUCAGUAUCAGAACUAAUGUUUUGGGAUCAAGCCCAUCACCGGUUUGAGAAACUGUACUGUACAUAGUGACCGGCUUGUCUCUUUCUAUUGUGUUUUGGCAGAAGUCUUUUAAGUGUGUAAUAUCUGCAUCACGUUAUUGAAUCACGUCACCACGUGUUCCUUUUUUUUUUACAUGAAAUAAUAAUUUUGCCAAAAUCCUUUCUUUUACGAAAAGUCGAAUCAUGUUCUUCUUGUGUUCUUCUGAUUAUACAAAAAGUCCUUGUGUGGAAAAAGUUCUAGACAGACUGUAAAGGUUCAAUUCUCUAUAUGAAUAUUUGAUUUAACUCACUGCACAAUCGACAGAUAUUUAUCUUUACAAUGACAUUAGAUUGUAUAUCACCGUUAUUUCAGCGAGGGGAAGAAAACAAGGCAUGCACCGAGAAUUAUGUCAAAUCUACACUGUCUAUUUGUAGCCUUUUGCACAGCUAUGCUCAUCUAUUUCUCGUGGAAGCCUUCGGUUUAUUGUUUUCUUUGCCAAACACCUCUCGCUCUUAAGCAUUUGUUUUGCUGAAGGCAUGUAUCAUGGCAUAAAGAUGUUAUUUUGACAUUGUUUUGUCUGUGAUUCAUUCGUGCAGGCUGUGAGAAAGCAUUGGCAUAUGACACCCAAACGUAUUAUCAGCGUUUGUUAUUGUAGAUGAAGGUGAGACCACUGAAAACCCAUUCAAUGAUAUAAUUCAAGGUGCCUUUUUGGAUUCAGUAGCUGUCUAUGUGCAUUAAAAAAAGGUAAAUGCAGAAUCCCAAUAAAUGAAAUGGCACUUUACAUUUUUGAGAUGUAUUUGUCUGAGCAGAAAGUAUCAAAAGCCAGUUUUUGUAAUCAAAUAAAACAUUAAAUAAAAGGUCAACUUUU